AUGGCUCCGCCCGGGGACCCGCGGCGCCUCUGCAGGCUGGUGCAGGAGGGCCGGCUGGGCGCCCUGCAGGAGGAGCUGCAGGUGGCCGGUGGCUGUCCGGAGAUGGCCGGGGACACUCUCCUGCACUGCGCCGCUCGUCACGGGCGCCGGGACAUCCUAGCCUAUCUGGCCGAGGCCUGGGACAUGGACAUGGAGGCUGCAAACCGAGACUACAAGCGGCCUCUGCACGAGGCCGCCUCCAUGGGCCACCGGGACUGCGUGCGCUACCUGCUGGGCCGAGGGGCGGUUGUCGACUGCCUGAAGAAGGCGGACUGGCCUGCUCCGUGGCAGGCUCUAAUUCUCAACUCUUUUCUCCUAGCAAUGCAUGGCCACUUAGAGGCAGUAAAGGUGCUCCUAAAGAGGUGCCAGUAUGAUCCAGACUGCAAAGAUAACUGUGGCGUUACCCCCUUUAUGGAUGCGAUUCAGUGUGGUCACGUCGACGUGGCCCGGCUGCUCCUGGAAAAACACAAGGUUUGCCUUUCAGCCGAGGACAGGCUGGGCGCCCAGGCCCUGCACAGGGCAGCAGUCACAGGGCAGGAUGAAGCCAUCCGAUUCUUGGUCUCUGAACUUGGUGUUGAUGUAGAUGUGAGAGCAACAUCAACCCACCUCACAGCGCUUCAUUACGCAGCAAAG
This is a messenger RNA of Propithecus coquereli (Coquerel's sifaka), 672 nucleotides long. Its product is annotated as ankyrin repeat domain-containing protein 16-like. The transcript is spliced from 5 exons. Gene Ontology annotation, molecular function: protein binding. NCBI's taxonomy places the organism in Eukaryota, Metazoa, Chordata, Mammalia, Primates, Indriidae. The annotation marks the transcript as partial. The record is from RefSeq and is a predicted model, not a curated record.